AUGCGCCAGAGACGAUGGUUGGAAACGGUGAAGGAUUUCGACUGCGAAAUACACUACCACCCCGGAAAGGCAAAUGUGGUGGCGGAUGCUCUGAGCAGAAAAGCGGACUAUGUCCCAAUACGAGUAAGGUCAAUGCAGCUUGUGGUGACCUCGGGUAUACUUGAACGUAUCCGAGAAGCGCAAGUAGAAGCAGUGAAAGAGGAGAAUUGGAAGAAGGAAAGAACAAUCGGCCAGUUAAAGGAUUUGUUGGAUGGGAAGAACGGGUUGAAGACUCGAUCCGGAAGAAUAUGGGUUCCAAAUACUUGUGGGGUGAAGACGCUUCUACUCGAUGAAGCUCAUAAAUCCCGAUAUUCUAUUCAUCCGGGUGUGACUAAGAUGUAUAAUGAUUUGAAACAAAACUAUUGGUGGCCCGGAAUGAAGAGGGAUGUAGUAAAAUACGUGGAGAGUCACCAUUCGAGCAUUGGCAUGGCACCUUACGAGAUGCUAUAUGGUAGGAAAUGUAGAACCCCGGUGUGUUGGGGUGAAGUGGGACCACGUGAAUUGGCACAUAAAGACAUAGUUCAAGCCACUAACGAGAAAAUUGAAAUGGUGCGGGCCCAUUUGAAAGCAGCCCAAGAUAGGCAAAAGUCUUAUGCCGACAAAAGACGAAGACCGAUUGAAUUUCAGAUAGGCGACAUGGUUAUGCUAAAGGUGGCUUAUCGCCUCGAGCUACCAGAAGAGUUGAGUGGGAUACAUGGCACGUUUCAUGUGUCGCAAUUGCAGAAAUGUCUAGCGGAGGAAACAGCUUAUAUCCAUUACAACGAAAUCGAGGUGGAUGAUAGCCUGAAUUAUGCGGUAAGGCCAUUGGAGAUUUUAGAUCGAAAGGUUAAGCACUUGCGAAACAAACAAAUCGAUCAAGUGGGAGCAUAG
Messenger RNA from Helianthus annuus (common sunflower), 909 nucleotides. RefSeq lists its product as uncharacterized. The record is from RefSeq and is a predicted model, not a curated record. Lineage: Eukaryota; Viridiplantae; Streptophyta; Magnoliopsida; Asterales; Asteraceae. The transcript has 3 exons. Bases 1 to 909 code for a protein of 302 amino acids.